UGUAUGCAUUUCGAAUUAUUAGAGUGAACAAUUUAAAAUUAUCGACACCACACCGGGGUAAUAAAAAUACCUGAUCCAGUGAUAGCACCAGUUUUAAUCGCCAAUUGACGUAUGGAGUGAAAUCUGCGAAUUUCCAUUCCGUCAUUUCAAAUCAAACGGUUGGCUUAAGCAUGCGUCGUCUUCUAGCGCGUCUGAUUCUAGCAGUUUUGCACUAUUGUUGGACCUCUGCUUUUUCACCAGUGAACACCGACAGCUUUCGAUUUGCACCAACAUGUUCGCUGAAUAUCAACAAUCAGCUACCGCGGCCUCAGCCACUGAUUCUCAUCCCUGGAACAAAAAACUUUCGUUACCCUGUCUCGGACAAUCGCCUGCUGCGAUUGGACGUGGGUGAAACAAUUGAACUCGCCUGUGACAGUAGCGGGUUUACGCUAUUCCCAAGUGCUCGAACUAUCGUCGUAACUUGCGUUUUCGAUACCACAUUUAACUUCAACAGUACAAUGUACACUUUCGAGGACUUCUCCUGUACCCGACUGUGGUACAGCGUGGCACGACGCACCGGUCAAACGUGUGAAACCACGGCAUCGCUGAUCGAAAUUGGUUUCGAUAUGGAAGAUCGGUUCCCGAAGUUCUUGGAUGUUUGCCACAACGAGGAGACGUUCGAAAAUCACUGGGUGAGGCAUGAAUUUCACCGUCCCAAUGUCGGCUAUCAGUCGAGUAAUCCACGACCCAGCUGGUAUCAGGGAGACUUCUAUCCUGGAAUCUAUGUUGAUAAUCUGUACACGAUGAACAGGCAGCGUGAAACGGUUGCAAAGAUCUUGCAAUCCCAGGAGCUAGCGGAUAGUAUUGUCGGUGAUUACGACAGCAUGCGCUACAUGGCUCGGGGUCACAUCGCGGCCCGCGUCGACGUGAUCUACGGAACGCAGCAAAAUGCAACCUUCUGGUUUCUGAACGCUGCACCGCAGUGGCAGGCAUUCAACGAAGGCAAUUGGCUGAAGAUUGAGGAUAGUACGCGCCGAUUUGUGGCGGCUCGCAAUCUCGUUGUUACCGUGUAUGGUGGAACUUACGGGGCUCACACGCAAACCGACGCGAACGGAGAUCAGCAGCCAAUUUUCUUGGAUUUCGAUCCGGAUGGAACUCAGCGACUGCCGGCACCGAAGAUCUUCUACAAGAUUCUGUAUGAUGAAGAUAGCAAGGCCGGAAUCGCGCUCAUUGGAGUCAACGAUAUUCAUCUGACCUCGAUGGAGCAAAUCAUUAGCGGAGGUUAUAUGCUUUGCGACAAUGAUAUUGGGGACAAAAUCAACUGGAUCGACUGGGAUAGAAGGAAUUUUUCCCGAGGAUAUUCGUAUGCCUGUGAAGUGAAUCCUUUCCUGCGGCGUAUCGGACAUCUGGCUGAGUUGGAUGUUCCUAAUUUGCUUCUUUAAA
Messenger RNA from Wyeomyia smithii (pitcher-plant mosquito), 1422 nucleotides. RefSeq lists its product as uncharacterized. Gene Ontology annotation, molecular function: nucleic acid binding; single-stranded DNA endonuclease activity; RNA endonuclease activity. The record is from RefSeq and is a predicted model, not a curated record. Bases 171 to 1421 code for a protein of 416 amino acids. Gene Ontology annotation, biological process: apoptotic DNA fragmentation. The transcript has 2 exons. Lineage: Eukaryota; Metazoa; Arthropoda; Insecta; Diptera; Culicidae. Gene Ontology annotation, cellular component: mitochondrial inner membrane; nucleus.